Messenger RNA from Trichoderma reesei QM6a, 870 nucleotides. RefSeq lists its product as uncharacterized. The record is from RefSeq and is a predicted model, not a curated record. NCBI's taxonomy places the organism in Eukaryota, Fungi, Ascomycota, Sordariomycetes, Hypocreales, Hypocreaceae. The annotation marks the transcript as partial. The transcript has a single exon.
CUGAUAUUCCCGCUCCAAAGACACACCCCAUCGUGUCUGCGAGCGGCCAUCCCUGGCCAUCCCACACCCUCGGCAAAGCUUCUCGCUGGGCUGGGUGUCUGUCUCAGCAAAUCCCGCUUUAAGCUGUCGACCCGCCGGUCAGGCAGAAGGGGGAAAAAACAGCUGAUCUCAUCGUACUAUCGCUGGUGAGAGCGUCCACUGCCUCUGCACCACUCAGUCCACUUUGCGUCGCCGACCGCACGAUCCUCUGCCAACAAUCGAGUCACCCUCUCACCCCCCCUUGGCCAGACCCUGCCGCAUUCUCGCCUGGUCUCAGUCUCGAGCCCGUCGUCGCCUCGACUCGUCUCGUCGAGCCCGGCUGUCGCUGCAUGAGCUGAUCCGCGAGCGUUCCCCCGGUCUCUGCAGCCGCCAGUUUCACCCCUCCCCCCCCCUCCCUCAAAGAACGCCGUCCCCAUGGCCGAUGAGGAUGGCUCCAACGGGCUUGGGUUUGACGACCCGAGCUUCGGCUUCAUAGGCGGUGGCCCCGGGUCUCUGGAUGGCAUCUCAGAUGCGCCCAUAUUCGGCGGCGAUCCCUCAGCCGGAUACGUCGAUUCUGGAGUCUGGCAGCUGGAUGCCUCGCCUCAGUCCAACUCGUACGAUCUCGGCAGCAACACCACCCUCUCCUCCGCCCAGCCAGGAUACUUGUCCCCGUCCUGGCCGACCCCGACCUUUGACCCCCGACAGCACCAGCCUCAGCAGCCUCAGCAACAACCGCAACCACCACAGCAGCAGCAGCAGCAGCAACAACAGCAACAACAACAGCAGCAGCAGCCCGACCCUACCGCCUUUGGCCUGACCAACUUCGACCCUGCGUCAGUCUACUUCCCCGGU